AUGGACGAAAAGAGGGAUAAAGAAGACACCUCUGGUGUCAGACAACGUUCUACAGCCGAAAAUCAGGACACACCGACGGAAGUUGGGAACAACCAUAAUUAUAAUACUGUUAACAACUCUGGAAACAAUAAUGAUCAGUCCUGUAUCAACGAUGCCAAGGAUUCGGCCAGUAAGGCUGAAAGCAAUGCUUUAGCCGGUAAAGGCAAUUCGUUCCAAGAUCUUGAAGAAACUGAGUCUAACACUAAUACUGAGGACAAUGACCCGAUCAAAGACGCUGAAGGCAAUGAUUCGCCCAACAACACUGAAGGCAAUAAUUCGAGGAAUAACGCUGAAGGCAAUGAUUCGAGAAAUAACGCCAAAGACAAUGAUUCGACCAAAAACAACGAAGUGAGUGACCCAGUCAAAUAUCCUGAUAGGAGCUCAGCCAUCUUAGGGGCAGAUAGUCACAACGAAACCAAUGUGGCCAAGUUUGAGAAUGCGAAGAAACACCCAAAACGACAGCUUCGAUAUCGUAUCGUCAAAACCGGAUGCUUAGUCACAACAUGGAUUUGCAUUGGCUUGUUUACCGAAAUGUCCGGACCAACUUUUAAAGACCUUGAACUACGACUAAACCUUCCCAAAAAGGAAGCCACAGAGGCUGUAUCGAGGGCAACUUCCGGCAGAAGUUUGGGUUUUAUGGCAGGGGCUAUCAUUGGAGGUUUUUUGGUUGACCGUUUCAAGAGGAAGGGAGAUUUGUUCAUCGCCAUAUCUCUAUGCUGUGCUUCCCCCUUCACGGUAGCAGUACCGUGGAUGAGUUCGUUUGCCACCAUGUGGUUUAUGAUGUUUUGCCAAGGAACCUUCGAGGGGAUCAUCAACAUAGCUGGCCAAGAAAUCAUCUUACUGCUAUGGGGAGAGAAGUCCGCCGGUCCUAUGCAUCUUCUCCAUUUCGGGUUUGGAAUGGGAUCUUUUAUCAACCCUCUUAUUGCCCAGCCGUUUUUGGCUACGGAGAUCCCGACAAACGUCACAGAUUUGGGCCACACUUCGUCAUUCAACACAAGUAAUGUGACAACAGUGGAAACUUUAGUCGGAUCACGUAUAGAAUAUGCGUAUCUCAUUGCAGGUCUGGUUUCUGCGUCAUACUCGUCCACGUUUUUCUGGUUCCAGUACAAAGGUGUUCCCCACGGAGGGUACGUGGAGGAUUACUCUGGACCAAAACAGUCCACCAAGCCGGUUAAAACUGGAUGUAAGCAGUAUGUUAGCCUGAUUGAUCCGGCUACUUGUGCUGACGGCAAGCGAUUGGCGGGCUUUUCCAUUUUUGCGUUGCUCUUUAUCUACUUUUUCCAGGCCGCCGGCGGAGAAAGGAUUUACAGCAAGUUUAUCCGAAACUUCGCCCUGGACCAGUUGCAUUUCAGCAGCAGCGAGGCUACCUACCUCAACUCCAGCUUCUGGAUCAGCUUCAGUAUCGGACGGUUUCUUGGCUUCGUCGUUGCCAUAUGGGUACCUAUCCGCAUUCUGAUCAUGGUGGAAUGUUUUUCUGGUUUGGGUUUCGCUAUUUUGUUGAACAUUCUUGGACACAACAACAAACUGGCUGUAUGGGUCCUCACGCAGCCGAUGUCACUGUUCAUCGCGCCACUUUUCCCCAGCGGGGUGGCCUGGAGCGAUCAUUACCUGAAAAUGUCAGGGAUAGGUAUCACCAUCCUCAUCGCCGGGGGGUCCAUAGGAGGUGCUGCCUACAUCUGGAUUAUUGGCUACGUCUAUCCCAACUACGGCCCCCAGACAUUUCUCUACAUGGUUGCAGUAUACUCAGCGGCUGCUUGUGUCAGCGUCUCUCUGAUGUCCUUUGCCGGAUAUCUUCACGGAGACAGGUUCCAGAAACAACGUAUGGAGGUAGAUAUAGAACUCGAGAAAGACGACAACAAAACUAUUACUUACAAAACCUCUGUGCCGCUAGAAAAUCUCUAA
Molecule: messenger RNA, 1941 nt
Organism: Liolophura sinensis
Lineage: Eukaryota; Metazoa; Mollusca; Polyplacophora; Chitonida; Chitonidae
Product: sodium-dependent glucose transporter 1-like
Exons: 4
Coding region: 1-1941 (646 amino acids)
Biological process (GO): transmembrane transport
Molecular function (GO): D-glucose transmembrane transporter activity
Source: RefSeq, a predicted model, not a curated record